AUGUCUCUCCCAGACAAACCCCUCACCUGGCAACGACCAGGCUUCCUAAUCUCAACCGACAAAACCCUCCUCUCACUACAAUCCAUAAACCACGCAUUCAGCCUAGACAUAAUCUACUGGACAAACCCAGUCCCAGAGCCCAUUCUAGCCACAAUCGUCGACAAUUCAUUCUGUCUCGGCCUUUACGAAAUCAGCAAUACUACAAGUUCCACCACACAGAAGCCAGAAGACCUGAAACAAAUCGGAUUCGCCCGUCUAGUCGGCGACAAGGUCACAUUCGCAUAUUUCACCGAUCUUUACGUAUUGCCGGGCUAUCAGGGGCUCGGGCUGGGGGGGUUGGGUGAUUGA
This is a messenger RNA of Penicillium manginii, 348 nucleotides long. RefSeq lists its product as uncharacterized. The coding region runs from base 1 to 348 and encodes 115 amino acids. NCBI's taxonomy places the organism in Eukaryota, Fungi, Ascomycota, Eurotiomycetes, Eurotiales, Aspergillaceae. The record is from RefSeq and is a predicted model, not a curated record. The transcript has a single exon.